Caenorhabditis elegans is the source of this 996-nucleotide messenger RNA. RefSeq names its product Serpentine Receptor, class Z (gene srz-12). The transcript is spliced from 4 exons. The record is from RefSeq and is marked reviewed. Lineage: Eukaryota; Metazoa; Nematoda; Chromadorea; Rhabditida; Rhabditidae. The coding region runs from base 1 to 996 and encodes 331 amino acids.
AUGGACUUCAAUAUAUCCAAUGUAUUUUCUGGCCCCACAAAUGAAACUGAUCAUUUUGAGGAUCUCAAAGAUAUUGGCAAAGGUAUUCCACUUAUUUUCCUCUGGUUUUGUUAUCUAUCCAUCUUCCCAUUUUUCCUGGCAGUGUUUCAUUUGAACAAAGAAAAAGAGAAAGAAACAGCAGUUUAUCAUAUUAUCUAUUAUUUUGUUGUAACCGUCAAAAGAAUGUAUGCUCUACAGCUUUUCCAGUUAACUAUAUUUCCUGCAAUUGCCUAUUUUGAAACCUAUUGGAUCCAAGUAGUGAUUCUAAUAAUGUACCCGCCCACUGGAUGGAUUUUGACACUAACAAAUCGGGUUAAUCAAAGUUUUAUGGGAAUCCUGGCCAUUCAAAGAUUCACUCUAUAUUUCUAUCCAUCUUCGGAGAAAUAUGUGAAGAUUACGCCGACUACUCUCCAAUGGAUAAUUUUUAUUGAAUAUCUAUAUUUUUUAGCAGAGCCUUUACUUCUAGUGUAUUUUGCACAUAUUUCUAAUUUAAAACAUCUGAACUAUCAAAUUGAUAUGUAUUUCUUUUUUGGCGAGCAUAUUUUCCUAAUUUUAUCUAAUAGUCUGUACGUUCCAAUUAUAAUCAGCAUUCGGAAGUUAACGCAUUUGACAUCUGCUCAACAAAACAAACCUCAAAAAUUUAUUAUGUGCCAGUGCCUGCUGAUAGUUGUGGAAAAAAUUAUAUUUGGAAUAUGCAUUUUCUUUAAACUUUCGUCGGAAUAUCAUACGAUGAAAGCAAUAUCAACUACAAGAGACAUGUAUGUCUCAAUAUUUGUUAUACAACUGUCAUAUAUUUUGUGCAACAAGCGGAAUAUGAGCUCAUUUCUCAAAUUGUUCAAAUCCGAUGUUACUUGCCUGAAAUUUUAUUGUCCCUGUUGCCGGAUAUUCAAGUCAUCAAGAACUCAACCAGAGGCAACCGCCGUUCAAAUGCAAAUUUAUUCUACACAAGCGAAUUAG